AUGCCGCUGGGGCUGAGACACAAGAAGAAGGACAAGUCCAAGGAGACCUUCAAGCUGGUGGAGAGCGAGGCGGCGGCCCCGGCCCCCGCGGCGGCCCCGGCGCCGUCGGCCAGCGCGGCGCGGCUGCAGUUCCACACGCAGCUGGCGCACGGCAGCCCCACGGGCCGCGUGGAGGGCUUCGGCAGCGCCCGCGAGCUGUACGCCCGCAUCGCAGCGGCCUUCGGCAUCCACCCCGCCCAGAUCAUGUUUUGCACUUUGAACACUCAUAAAGUUGAUAUGGACAAGCUCUUAGGUGCACAAAUUGGCCUUGAAGAUUUCAUAUUUGCCCAUGUGAAAGGACAGCGAAAAGAAGUGGAAAUUCUUAAAACUGAUGAUAUGCUGGGACUUACCAUUACAGACAAUGGAACUGGCUGUGCCUUUAUAAAGCGAAUCAAAGAAGGCAGCAUUAUGGACCAAACCAAAACUGUCUGCGUGGGUGAUCACAUAGAGACCAUAAAUGGGAAAAAUGUGUCAGAGUGUCGGCAUUAUGAAGUUGCCAAAAUGCUAAAAGAUCUGGAGAAAGGUCAGAAGUUUAAGCUGGAGCUGGUAGAGCCUUUGAAAGCAUUUGAAAAGCUGGAGCCAAGGUCCAAAGGCAGAACUCUGUCAGAGGCUAAAAUCUCCAAAGGGAGAGAAACACUUCGCCUGAGAGCCAAAGGCCCUGCUACUGUGGAGGAAAUGCCAACUGAAGUUGAAGAAAAAGCAAUUAAAAAAGUGGAUGAGCUUCUUGAAACAUACUUGGGCAUAAGAGAUACUGAAUUAGCUGCAACAAUUGUGGAAGCUGGAAGAGACAAGAAAAACCCAGAUGAAUUUGCAGUGGCCUUGGAUGAAACUCUUGGAGACUUUGCAUUUCCAGAUGAGUUUGUAUUUGAUGUAUGGGGAGCAAUAGGUGAUGCUAAGCAAGGACGCCUGGAAUGAGAACUGUGCAGUUUAUCAUCCCCUCUUUGAAAAUACAAAGUGAUUUACAAAUACAUCAGAAUGGUAGUAAUUGUAUUGAUGUGAAUUCAGAGUGCUUUGCACAAGUAUUCUGACCUGAGAUUUUCCUUUGCAAAGGAAGGUUUCUAAUAUAAAUGAAGGUAACCCCAAACUUCUGACAACUGCAAUUUAAAACAUUUAAUUUAUAUAUAGAAGUCACUGUGAGUAGAGUGUCAAGGUGAUAUAUUUAUACAGGAAUUUUAUGAAAAUUAGGUAAUUUUUAUUGUACAUACACUUUGAUACCAAUGUUCUGAAAAGUGUUAGACAUAUGCAACUGGGAGUUGGGAUUAUUUUGUCUCUUAGAGAGGUUUAUAAAGCUGUUGAGAAACUACCUAGCUUCAUGCUGCAGUUCCCUGGUUUUCUGCUGUUCCUAUGUCUUAACCUAAAGCCUUAUGUUUUCUCACAGUUUGGCCUGGACAUUGUUUUUACUGUAGGCAAAGCUGGGAAGAAGCUACUCUGUUUCUUUAGAACCCAUAUUCAGGGAAAAAAAAAUUUCCUCUGAAACAUGAAAACUAAGAUCUUUGGAUGAGAAAGGCUUGCUUGCAUUUGAGUCAUAAUAUGCUCUGUCUGGGUUAUUACUGAGAUAAGUAGAGUAGAAAUGCUUAAACCAGGAAGCUGCUGCUUUAUUCAGAUGCCAUAAUAUUGCAAUAGGAACUGCAUAGAAAGAAAUAAAUGUUAAUUUUGAUUAAUAUUAAUGCAUUUGAAUAAUGCAUUAAUAUUAAUGCACUGGAGACUGCAGCGUAUCACUAAGUGCUUAAUUGAUCUUUGCAUAUGCUAAAUGAUUUCUUGAAAUCCCAUGGAAUUCCCCUCUUGUCUGUGUGUUUUUUCAACAUGGCAACACAAGAGAGACAUUGAAGGUGUUCAAACCCAAAAGAUAUUAUUGUAAAGUCACAAAGAAUUGUAGUUUGGAUGAGAGUGCAUGCCUAGACCCUGAAAAAUAUGUUAAACUAAUCUUAGAUAUUAGGUUUUCCAAUUAUAUUGUACAUAAAUGUUUAUCUUGACUACUAAUUUUUUACUUAUAAAUCUGAGAUUAUUGCAAAUGAAAUUGAAUGAGAAUGUGGGUUCUGGCCUGGGAAGGUGUCAUAUCUUUUUAUUAUUUUUAUAUUUGCAUAAGAAUAUAAAGUAAUAAUUACUACAAAGUUUUUUUCUAAAUCACUACGUAAAGAAAAUGUCUUUCACUGAAUUGCAGAGAUCUCUUUAAAAUAAAGAUUAUGCCAAUAACUUUA
Agelaius phoeniceus (red-winged blackbird) is the source of this 2237-nucleotide messenger RNA. RefSeq names its product GIPC PDZ domain containing family member 2 (gene GIPC2). The record is from RefSeq and is a predicted model, not a curated record. Gene Ontology annotation, molecular function: protein binding. NCBI's taxonomy places the organism in Eukaryota, Metazoa, Chordata, Aves, Passeriformes, Icteridae.